Messenger RNA from Colletotrichum orchidophilum, 828 nucleotides. RefSeq lists its product as uncharacterized. The transcript has a single exon. Lineage: Eukaryota; Fungi; Ascomycota; Sordariomycetes; Glomerellales; Glomerellaceae. The record is from RefSeq and is a predicted model, not a curated record. The coding region runs from base 1 to 828 and encodes 275 amino acids.
AUGCUACGACCGGACAUGGCAGAAUCGAAGCGGGCCAGGUUUCUACCACAACGAUGUCAACACCACUCGCGGAAGUCCCAUCAGCAUGAUCAAGUACCGCAACCGCAGUCUCACAAUAUCAACGACGUCGCCAUUACUUUAUCCGAAUGCAUGUUGGGACCGGUCCCAUGGGCUGCCUCCGAAAAGUCACUGAAGAACAACGUCGCCCGCGUGUUAGUCGAUAAGGGCGCAGAUACAAAUCCCAGAGGCGUUUCGGCCAGCACCAUCUUUUCUCUCAUGAAAGCCAUUGACGAGCUCUGUUUCCUGGGGCUACUGUUCCCGACGCCCCAGAUCAACCAUGCUUCUCAUCCAGUCCUUCUAGAAAUCGGACCAACGCGGGGUAGGGUGGGUUGGACGCAGCCGCUACGGACUAGUAAGCCAGGGUGCCCCAACAUCGUCAUCCGCCUGAGCACGGUCCGCCACCACGAUGACGGCAUCGGCACCGGCAAGCCGCUACCACUCAGGGAUAUCGUUCAGGUCGCGGUUCACGAGAUGGUGCACGCCUAUCUUUUGUUGCUUUCGUGUCGGCGAGACAAGUGCGAUGUGGACUUUGAUGUAAUGCAUCGCGACUCUGAUGGCGGGGGCCACGGGCUCGCCUUUGUUGCUUUGCUCAAGGCUGUUUUGGGGCAGAUCCAGAGCUGGGCGACCGAAUUGCGAGAUUUCGGGUUGACUGACGAGUCCAUGCACCCGUACGAAGAUUUUGGGCUAGAGUUGUGGAAGAGGGGGGAUAGGAUCUCCUCGAGGAGCAAGGGGCAGCGUGUUUGGUGGCUUGCCGCGAAGCCUUUGUGA